Molecule: messenger RNA, 483 nt
Organism: Ochlerotatus camptorhynchus
Lineage: Eukaryota; Metazoa; Arthropoda; Insecta; Diptera; Culicidae
Exons: 2
Coding region: 1-483 (160 amino acids)
Source: RefSeq, a predicted model, not a curated record
AUGGGUGAAUCGAGGGAUAUAGCUCUGCGGCGCUUCUACAGCACGAAACGCAGGUUAGCGAAGGAUAGCAACUUACGUCACCAGUACGUGGCUUUCAUGCAGGAGUAUCAACAAUUAGAACAUAUGAAGGAGGUUCAGGAAAUUACAGGCAUCGAUAUCAACCAUCAUUUGGUGAAGGAAUCGUCUACGACAACCAAGGUGCGAGUCGUAUUCGAUGCGUCCUGUAAAACAUCGACCGGAACAUCAUUGAAUGAUGUCCUCUACGCAGGACCGGUGAUUCAGGAGGAUUUGCGAGCGAUUAGCAUCGGUGGACGAACUAGACAGACCAUGGUUGUUGCUGAUGUGGAAAAAAUGUUCCGGCAAAUUUGGCCUUGCUUUACGGAUCUUCGAUUCUUAAAUCAGAACCUGGUUCUGGAAGUAGCGUCGGACUCCCAGCUGAAGUUGUUGAACAAAUUCUUGACGUCGAUCGUUAUCACGGCGUAA